This is a messenger RNA of Vollenhovia emeryi, 9609 nucleotides long. RefSeq names its product thrombospondin type-1 domain-containing protein 4-like. Gene Ontology annotation, molecular function: metalloendopeptidase activity. NCBI's taxonomy places the organism in Eukaryota, Metazoa, Arthropoda, Insecta, Hymenoptera, Formicidae. The record is from RefSeq and is a predicted model, not a curated record. Gene Ontology annotation, cellular component: extracellular matrix. Gene Ontology annotation, biological process: extracellular matrix organization. The transcript has 19 exons. The coding region runs from base 1228 to 3999 and encodes 923 amino acids.
UUUUAUCGAUGAACACUCGCCGAACUUUCAUUUACUCAAGUUACAUCGGAGGAAUAGCGAGCGCGAACGGUAGACCACGGUAGACGACGAUUCAACGGUCCGCUUGCCGCAUCUCGAGACGCACGCUCCGAGAAACGAAGACGACGUCCCGCGGCGUCUGCGGAAUCGAAAGGUUUGAUCGCGAGGCCGUAGCGCCGCUUAAUCGCGCGGAGAACAAUCACGCACGUCGCCCCGUGGCACACGUACCGGCGGCUCGAACGAUACUGCGGCGCACGGAAAGUUUUUCUGACCUUAGCGCGCAGCGGUCGCGGCGGCUCUCGAGACAAAAACAAGUGACGUUCGGCUGCGGCGCGGCGGCUCGAGACAAACGAGCGGCGAGCCGCGCCGCAGUUAGACGUGCGUCGCGUAAUCCCUCGAACUGCCGUACGAGCGGCACGGGACGAUACGUGCGUUCGUGCGAUCGACGUCGUCUUCGUUUCUCGGAGCGUGCACUUGGAGCUACGGGAAGCUAUUCCUCCGAUCUAACUUGAGCAGAGGAAUUGUUUAUCGACAGACAUGUGAAUUUAAGUGCGCGUUUAUACGAGAUACAUUUCGCGAGUGACAUCGAAGUGAUAUUCACGUCGCGUCGCCGACUUGACGCGCGCUGCUGACUUGACUCGCGUAGUAUCGCGCAGUAGCGCGGGGGCAGCCGGGUACGGCGCCAUGUUGGUCUGUUCGAGAAGCAUCGCGGAGCGUCGCGGGCACGCAGCGGGCCGGUAUCCCGCGCCGAGACGGACGUCGCGACGCUUUCCAGGACGGCGGUGAGUUUGUCGCCGAUCAAGUCGAGCGAUCGCGGCUAUAGAUUACACGACGCUCGCGCGUCGGCGGUCCACCGAGACGCGUGAAUCUCGCGAGUAACCCCGGUCGUAAUCUUCGGCGCGGCGGGUAUACCGAGCUCCGAACUUUGACUCGCGUCUCUUCGCGCGUGUUGAGAUACUCGUGUUUUCCACGCGUGACGCGCGGCGAGAAGAAAUGUCGGCGCGAGAACGCUCGCGUUCGGUUGCGAGACGCGCCGAGUCUCGCGUAUCUCCGAGUCCUCGCCGGGACGUUCCCGCCAUUCCGCGCGACGCCAUCGUGCCGGCUCGUACUUCUUUUCCUCGCGUCGGUUAACGCCGGGAGUGCCGUGUCGCGCGUUGCCUCGAUAUAAUCAGCGCCUCUUUCGCGAGGGCCGCGUUGUGCCGAUUGCCGAUGGAGGAAGCUGAGAGGAAGCGGCGGCGGUCCGGCAGGCAUCGGGCGACGGCGCAGCAACCCUCCGGAUGGCCUGAGCCUCGGAGCAAAUCUUCCAUGGACCGCUCACGAAAAUCGGGAGAUGACUCGCCGCCGCCGUGCAUCUUUUCCGGACUUCCGCGUCGACGAGGUCGCCGGCGAUCCGCCGUGAUCAGGCUGGAUCUGAGAUCGAUUCUAGCCCUGAUGAUGCUGAGCACGGCCGGCGUCUCGUCCUCCCAUAUGCCCGACAAGUAUCCCAUAGAAGUGUAUCACAUGUUACAAGAACGAACGCUGUUCGGUAUCAACCAUGACAACAGGAUAAGAGGGACUUGGGGUACGUGGAGCUCUUGGAGCGAGUGUUCCAGAUCUUGCGGCACUGGUAUCCAGUCUCAAUUUCGAGAAUGCGUACCUCUACGGAGACUUUUGAGAAGGCGAAGUAUUAUCUCGGAGAACGGUACGAGCAACGCCAGGCCCAUUUGUAUCGGCACAUACAAGCGCUACCACACGUGCAAUACGCAGGAAUGCCCGAACUUCCCGGAAGACUUGCGGGCGGAACAGUGCGCCAAGUACAACGGGCGGAACUACAAGGGCCGCAGUUACGUCUGGGUGCCCUUCGUAGACGCGCCGAACUCCUGCGCGCUCAAUUGCCGUGCAGUCGGCGAGCGUUUUUACGCAACGCUUGAACCGGCAGUAAUGGACGGCACGCCCUGCGACGCCCCGAAUCUUCGCGGACGAAGCGGCGGCGGGUUGCCGACGGAACGCAACGGCGAACGAUGGCUCUGCGUCGCCGGACAAUGCAAGCCCGUAGGAUGCGACGGGGUGGUGGGUUCCGGUGCGACGAUGGACGCCUGCGGCGUGUGCGGCGGCCAAGGCAAAGGAUGCAGAUUGUUCGAGGGCAUCUUCAUGGAGCCGAUUCUGUCCAAGGGUCACCAGCAGGUGACCAUGAUCCCGAAGGGCGCCAUGUCGCUCAACGUCUCCGAGCUCCGGUUCAGCAGUAAUUUUCUAGCGUUGAGAGACAGUAACGGCAGUUACAUCCUAAACGGACCGUGGUCUUACAGUCCCAGUGGUACUUAUAAAGCGGCUGGUACGACAUUAACAUACCAGAGGGGCGAUAGGAACCGUAUGGAGUGUAUCUUGGCGACCGGGCCGUUGAACGAGUCUCUGCAUUUAGAGAUCUUAUCCGUGGAGUUAAAUCCGGGCGUUUUGUACAAGUACAUGCUACCUAUGAGGGAAGUGCCGGACGAUAAGGCGGUAAUUGCACCGCCGCUGCUUGUCGCAGGAGCGAAUGAUCGGGGCAACGAGAUACCUAGUCCAGAUACUCACGUGACCGUACGCGUACCCGUUACAAGAACAUCGGAUCGGCGAGGCGAUUUAUCUUCGACGCGUCGCGAUCGUGAUCCGCCGCCGCGCGCGCACGACGGCGGACGGAAGGAAGAGAUGAAGCAUCCACCGACCACGGUGAUGGCGGGCGAUCAGCCAAAGUCAAAGGCGACGAGGAGGAAGAAGAGGAGGAAGUUCGCCUGGAAAAUAGUCGGCCUCUCUCCCUGCACGAAGGAAUGCGGGGGAGGCAUGCGGACGACGAUCCUGAAGUGCAUCCGCGAGAGCAAUCAGGCACCGGUCAUCGAGAAACGCUGUCGCAACGUGGAAAAGCCGAAGCAUCCUCCUCCGCUGCGAUGCAACGAUCAUCCUUGCGCCGCCAGGUGGCGGGCCGAGCCGUGGAGCGAGUGCUCGGUGACCUGCGGGGUCGGCACCAGGACGCGAAAACUCGAGUGCGUCCAGGAGCUGAACGCGCGAUUGACAAUGCGCGUCGCCGCUGGCGCGUGCAUGCGGCCACCAGAUCUGAGCACCACGGAAACCUGCAGCCGGCCGGCGUGUCCCAACGUGGGCCCGGAAUUGAGACACAUGCCUUCGCAGCACGACGCGCCCAGGUGGGACGUGGGCGCUUGGAGUCCGUGUUCGGUGACGUGCGGCCACGGAACUCGAAAUCGAACGGUGACCUGUAUAACGUCCGGGGGGUCCUGUUCGUUAACCAGUAAGCCGGAAUCCCAAAAACCGUGCGAGGUAGCGGCGUGCGGCGCGGCGACAGACACGGGCCAUCACGCGCCUUGGUUGUACUCGGAAUGGUCUUCGAAGUGCUCCGCAGAAUGUGGAAAAGGCGUAAAGAUCAGACGAGUGGCGUGCGCCGACGGUAGCGAGUUAUUUUGCAAUCCCAAAGAGAGACCGGACACGGAGACGCAUUGCUUCGGACAAGCGACGAGCUGCGACCGAGCCAAGUGGUUCGCCAGUCCAUGGACUUCCUGUUCAGUUUCGUGCGGCGUUGGCGUGCAGUACCGAGACAUCGCUUGCAUAACCAGAAUAAAUGACGACUUCGUCGUGUUAGCCGCGAAAAACUGCAGCGAUCCCAAACCAGCGACUGAGCAAGCCUGCAGGAUGUCCGCGUGUUCGCCGGAAUGGUUCACCUCAGACUGGUCGACGUGUUCCGCGACAUGUGGGGCCGGGACGCAGACACGGCUUGUGCGGUGCGUCGUAGAAGGUAUUAGCAGUACCAGUUGCUCGGAAAUGGAGAAACCAAGCGCGGAACAACGAUGUAACGUGGAGCCGUGUAAGAAGGAAGUGUCAGCGCCGAGCAAACCACCGAAAAAGGUGCACGAGUCGUCCGAGUGCGUGGACAAGUACCCGAAUUGCGAUUUAGUGAUAAAGAAUGAUCUAUGUCGGAUUAAAUAUUACAAGCAUUCGUGUUGCCAAUGUCGUUAGUAGCUGGGACAGCAGCUUUGCGUUCGUCCGCGAUUUUGCGGCUGGCGAGCGCGACCGUUGAAUAAAAGUACAGAUAUAUCGGAAAGGGCAAAUUAUGCCGAGCGUAAGACUGCUACAAAGAGAGAUGACCACGUAUAUAUAUAUAUAUAAUUUUAUUUAUAUUACGCGACGCGACACACGAAUCACACGUGUCUUAGUCGUGCUUUCUUCUGCCGAAUGUAGCAUAAUUCUCGCGGAGCGGCAGAAUUCUCUUCCCUCCUCUAUCUAUCGAUGAAUGUUCAGAACGAGGGAUUUGUUUCUUCUUGAUGAUUCGAUUGCGAGUAAAUUUUCGACGAAACAUCAGCCCAGAAGCAAAAUAAGAUAACCAAAUAAGAGGUAAAUAGAAUAACAAAUUUCAGGAGGGGAUGAUAUGCAGGUAAGAAAAGAAAUUAAGAUGCGCUUUUAUCUGUGCGAGUUAUGAAUCAAGAUUUCUACGAAAAAGGCUCGUUCUCGAAGAAUCCCGAUUUUUCUGGGAACCGUGAAGGGAUUCGUCACGUAUUGUCAGGGUUUUGUGUGCAAUAAAUAUAUCGCGACGUGCGUACCUUUGUAUGGCACAAUCACACGACUUUACAUUGCGUGUGCGUGCGAGGCGAUGUCUGUUAUCGUCGCGGACAGGUGUGGAUCAGUAAUUUUAUCAAUUUGGGAUAGCGGCACCUAUUCAAAUACUACUUUCGGCCCUGGCCCUUUUUACGCGAUCUCAAUUUUUAUGUUUUUUAUCAAACGUUUAACGUAUUCAAGUCGAAAGAACGUGCGGCGAUCUCAUUAUGUCACAAAGGCCUACAGGAAAAAAAGGAUAGGAAAACUUCGUAUUUUCAGCUUCGUUUAAUGUCGUAUUAGACGAUAAAGUUUAAUAAGAUAAACAGCUCUGUCUCGGAGUUUAUUUCCUUAACAUACAGAUCGAGUUUCAACGCUGAAUAUUUGCAUUUAAUUAUAAACGUGGCAAUACUUUUUUAUUUAAUAAAGCACAUCUUUUUCAAUUUAGUAUAUGGAAAAAACUUCUUUGAAGUUUAGUUAAUGAUAUACAUACGCAUAUUCAAUAACACUUGCUGCUUAUUAUUUUAUUUCUGAAACAGCAGUAAAGCCAAAAAAUAGUAUACGCUAAAGUGUCUCGAUAUUAACGUGUCGUUAAUUUCAUUAUCGACACGUAUAUGAAGAAAGAAUGAGAUUUUUCAUGUAUUUUUAAUUUUAUUUUUACACGUAAUGAAUAUUGCCCGAUUAGACCGGAAAAAUGAUAUUUUUCAAAACGAUUACAAGAGAUUGCGUAGAUAUCUAAUUAUAUUUCUGAAUAAAACGAGCCUUCCUGAAACGAGAUGAAAAGUCUCGGCUCUGGAAUCAACGGUGGAAAUAAUGUUUUAAGAGGAGCUCAGUGCGUAAACUUGUGUUGCACAGACCAAAAAAUUCGUGGCCCGAUGAUCGGUUUUCCCUCUCCCUUGCGUUCCUGGGGAAAAGCACCCUUUCACAAAAACGUAAAAAGUAUUCCUCCGAAAUUCGACAUUUCAUCCGACAACCAUUUAACGUGGAAACAACAAAUUUACAGUGCAAAGUUAAUAAAAGAAUCGCCGACUCUAUGUCGAGUCGAUAAUUCUUUCUUUCUAAAUGUUUUUCUGUUAGUUGGUAACUGCUCGUUUAAAAGUUGAUGUAAAAACUUGUAAGUUUUUACAAUCAAUCUGCGAAAACUGUGGGACAAGAAAUCUAUUUUCCAAAUGAAUUGCGAGCAAAUGUACGUGCCUCGGCGAAGGCAUUACGAAUGUUGAAACACAUAUGCGAUUCUCGUUCUGCACACGUCGUUAUGUAUCGAGUAAACUUACUCGGAUAGGCGUGAUAAUAUAUACAGUAACGUAACUGGGUAUACGCUUGUAUAUGUAGAAUAUAUGAAGUCGUCGUUAGAUGAUAAAUAUAUGUAUUAUUGUAUAUUUCGAUGUCAAGAUAAAACAAGUUAGAGUCUUCGACCCAUAUCGCUAUCACGUAUUAGUUCGAUGAACUCGUGUUUAAUUGCGCCGUUAAGAACAGAGCUGUACGUAUUAAUUAAUUAUCUGUGUCAAUUGAGUUUUUUUGGUUCUGCCAGCUCCAUCGAAUUAUUCGGAUGCUUUCUGUCGGAUAGUAUUCCUUUAGCAUAACUCAGAUUUUCUAUUUUUACAGCAAUUACAAGUUAUUUACACAAGCCUCGUUUAUUUCAUUUCUUGUUAUCAACUGUUCAUCGGUUCAUUCGAUUUCGUUGUGCACCAGGUAAGUGCGUUUGUUUAUUUAUUUUCUUCUUGAUUAUUUGUUUGACACAUUCGUGUUAUCAAAUUAUUUGUAAACUUGCUACUACAUAAAUCUGUUUUAUAUAAAUCCUGUGAGAGUGUAGAAUAUUGCACAAUGUUAGAAAUUUCCAACUAUAUUAAAUAUGGAAUUUAUAUUUUAUAUUACCUAACGAAUGUGUUAAAUUUAUAUUCUAUUUAUAUUAUGUCUAUUUUUCUCAAUCACGAAUGACUAUUUGUUCACAUCCCUUUUAUUGUAUCCUAACAUUACGUUUUUAUUUCUCAAACAUCUCUUUUUUUAUUAUUACAAUAUUUUCUAAGUGUUACUAAAAUAUUCACCAAACUUUAUCAAUACAAGUUGAAUUUAAGAAAGUGUCUUUUCACUUUUUCACAUUCUUUCUGAAUUAGCUCUUUAAACUUUCAAGUAUAUAUAAAUGGAUUUUUUAGCAGAGUUUAAUUGGUAAAGUUCGGUUAAAUAUUUUGCAAAACCUUGUAUAAAAAAAGUUCCUUGACAGAUCGUUAUAUUGUACUACGAAAUUUAGUAGCUUCAAUUACAGAAACUUCCUCGGCUGAAUGUUAAUUAUAAGCGUCGGUGUUUUUUAGCAAAACAAAAUCGGUGGCAUAUGAAAAUAUAACGACAUUAUGUGCGAUGAAUCUUUAAAUUGGACAUUAUUGAAUAAUGCAACGAAAACAAGGCUAAAACAGCAGGUCAGUGAAAAAUUGAGAUAAUACGUUGCGAAUGUAUAAACGCGACUGUUUAUUGAGUAACUGUCGAAUAUUAAGUGUCAAUGGCUGUGAUGUAAUCGAUGUCCGACUAAGUCGUUAUUGUUAACUUUGAUUGAAGAUUGCAAUUGCAACUCGAAAAUUGCAUUUAUUUUUCAACGCAAAACUGUCUUAAAGUAUUCGCUCUCUUAAACGUUCUAUAAAUAUUUAAGAGAUUAAGUAAAAAAUCUUAAACAUUUAUAGAACUUAAAAGUUUAUCUACAAUCUACGUGUACUAUAAAAGCAAGCGAAACCGAAUAACACCGCUUUAGGAAUAUUAUUUAAUGAACAUGAGAGGUAUAAAUUUUACAGGAAUUACACGACAGGUAAAGUUAUGACAAAGUAUUACCACUUGUGUCAUAAAUUUUGUUGAUUGAUUAACUGAUAUAGCAAUUGGUUGAAUGGUUGAGCAAGAUAAAUAACAAGUACUUGAUUACAACGAGUAAUUCUUUAGCCGCGUACGUUUUAAGCGUGAGUUUCAAAAUUAUUUUUAACGUGCGAAGAAGUAAUUUAUUUUUGAGACAGCGCGCUGUACAGUAUCGUUAACAUUAAGAAGUGCGAGGGUGCAUGUAGUAGGCACCAUCGCGAUCCUUUAUCGAGACAAAACGUCCACUAUUGUCCAUAAUUAUGUGCUCUGUGUCGUCGCAAACCUGUGUAUUAAUCGCAUAGCUCGACUAUCGCGAGUGUGAUCUCGUCAAGGACUGUGAUACAAUCAGUAGUCUGCAGGAAUGAAGUACAACGAACGAUAACGAAUAGUUAAUGAUCAGGUACAAUAGGCCAGCUGCUGAGAGAAACCAAAGUCGUCUGGCGCUUUGUAAAAUUGCUUCCGUGUCUCACCCGUAGUGUAAUAAAAUCCUUAAUCGAGAACAAUCGUUAUCGACAAUCACAUCACGAUCGCUGUAUACCUAUUCAAUCGCGAUAAAAUUAUUACGAUACGUAUUACAAACGAAAGUUAUUGCUUACGAACGCAGAAAGUUAGAAAUCGCAAACGCUUUGGUAACGAAGUUUCUAAACUAAUUGUUCUUUUCUUCCAUUUGCUAUUAACAGUGAAAAAUAAGACGUCUGUUCGUUUAAAGAAACAAACGAAAUUCAAUUGGAUAACCGAGAUUUGUCGUGAAUUUCUAAGGUAUUAAUCGAUCGAAGAUCAUUACUUAAUGAGACAAAUUUUAAAUCGAAUUAAAAUUGCGGUUGUCUUAUUAUCAACACAAUCGAGGCAGCAAAGUAGGUUUCUUCAGCUGAUUAUCUAAUUACCUGGCCACUUGCCAAUUGUAUUGAAUUUUCUUGGCCCUAUUAACAUCAAUAUCUCUUUGUAAAAGAUCUAUCCUUGUACAAAAUAACGAUUAAGCAGGAAAUCGGAUCUGUUCGAAACAGCGUAUAUGGUAAAAACAAGAAACAAAAAUGAAUGAAUGACAAUAUUUUUUCUUUCCAUAAAUCACAUCGAUCCGAAACCUUGUUCAAUCAAUUAUGUGCUAGUUUAAUAACGCAUUGUCUUUGCAACGAAGAGUGAAGAAUCGCACAGAAUCCGAUUUUCUGUAAUCUUGUAUAUGUAUACGAGCGAUUUCACGAAAAAUCUCAUAAACCACAAUUCUUUCGGAAUAAAAUAGCUCGUGUUUCUACGUAAAAUGCAUAGCUAAACGCGAAACGAAUUGCGAGAGAAACAGACUGAUAAGCGUACAUAUGUGUUACUUGUGUUUCACAUGUAACUAUAUGUUUGACGUUCGAGUGUUUUUGAUCAUUAGAUAUUAAUAAAGCGAAAGUCAGCAGACACCUGUCUUUGCUCAAAAAAAUUGAAACGACGAAUAGAUGGAUAUUAACUGGAAAUAAAGUAUUAUCAUUUUGGUCAUGUUAUUAUUAUGUAAUAUUAGCAUGAAAUAUUACUAAAACAUCUCUUUUAAAUAUAAAAUAUAUGGACAUUACAUAUGGGAUAAAAGUACAUAUAUGGAAUAAAAAUGUAUAUACAUACUUGCAUAAAUAUUAUCGUAACUUUCAUAUCGAGAAUAAAAUAGUCUUUUAUAAUACUAAUAUUACUUCUCUCAUGUUUUUAAUUCAUUUUAUAAGAGAUAAAAUGAAACAUCGUUAUUUUUAAUGUUUAUUAACAAUGUAACAAUGUAAAAACAUAUUGUUUUAAUUAAAUUAAUUGGCAUAGUCAUGUUUACAACAAACUAAGUCACCCUUGAAUUACAUAAUGCUUAAAUGAAUUUUUGCCUAUCUGUGCCGUUUAAAAUUAGACAGAUUGGCACGUGAGAGGUAGACAGAGGUGAGAGAAAAGAGAAACAAUCUUUGAUCUUGUCCAAGAAGGUAAUUCAAAAUUAGCUUUAAUUCCUUGUUAGGUUCCAUUACAAUAAUGUAAAAUUUCUGACUGUAUAUAAAACAAUUUAUAUAAAAAAAGAUAGUCGAUAUAUUUAAUUACAUUAAUUACAAAUGCUAUCAUUAUAUUUGAACGUUAGUCUAUGUCUUUUUUAAGUUCGGCAAGCUUUAUUAGUUAAGUACCCAAUUGUACCAACAGCCUUAUUCAUUUUAACUAGUAAUUGCCUGUUUCUAUUUAUGUCAAAGCUUCAAUUAUAGAGAU